This is a messenger RNA of Colletotrichum graminicola M1.001, 504 nucleotides long. RefSeq lists its product as uncharacterized. The transcript has a single exon. NCBI's taxonomy places the organism in Eukaryota, Fungi, Ascomycota, Sordariomycetes, Glomerellales, Glomerellaceae. The coding region runs from base 1 to 504 and encodes 167 amino acids. The record is from RefSeq and is a predicted model, not a curated record.
AUGCAUUUCUCUAGUAUUCUCGCCACCUCCUUCGUGGCCGCUGCCUCAGCCAAGAAUACAGUCUACCCACCGAUCAAUCUGGGUCGGUUCUAUUAUCCUCACGGAAAUCAAUUCGUUGCGUGGUCACCAUUCACUCCUACGACCACACAAGAAUUGGCUGAGGUGUGCGAUACCCGCGGUGCGAUUAGAGGAACAGCGACUUGGACCGCCGUCAGAGUCUGGAACACCUACGUCUUUGAUCCCAUCUGCCGCAACCCCUUCAACAUCACCGACGAUGUUACCAACACCACUUACUACAACUUAGAGCUUGCAUGUGUGGAUGACGACAUCCCUAUCACGGCGGAGCCCGAGGUGACCGCCGUCGUGGACACGAACACCAACAAGACCAUCGAAACUUGCGUCCCAGUGCCGACAGACAACGGGCUUGGCGGCGGCGUGAGCUGCAGCAGCCCAAUUAAUGGAGGUGUCGCGUUCCAAUUUGCUUGUACUCCUGCUGGUGCCUGA